This is a messenger RNA of Naumovozyma dairenensis CBS 421, 2304 nucleotides long. It is a transcript of the gene SFL1, whose product is annotated as Sfl1p. The record is from RefSeq and is a predicted model, not a curated record. Gene Ontology annotation, molecular function: DNA-binding transcription factor activity; sequence-specific DNA binding. The transcript has a single exon. Gene Ontology annotation, biological process: regulation of DNA-templated transcription. Lineage: Eukaryota; Fungi; Ascomycota; Saccharomycetes; Saccharomycetales; Saccharomycetaceae. The coding region runs from base 1 to 2304 and encodes 767 amino acids.
AUGAAGGAAGAAAAUAUCACUAACGAACAGACAAGAGAUCAUGAUACCACAACAAUGCAAAUUUCAUCAGUAACCCCGAAAAGCAUAGAAACUCCUAGUAACACUGCCGAAGGGAAACAACAAUUAACGAAUGAACAACCGAUAAUUAAUACUAUUGUACCAACCGUUGCCAAAGGUUUACAACCACAGCAACAAGCAUCACAACCAUCACAAGCUCCCAAAUCAUCAAAUACAAUUUUUAUUCAUAAGUUAUACAAUAUAUUAGAAGAUAAAGAUUUGGAAGAUUUGAUAUGGUGGUCAAAUGACGGUAAAUCUUUCUUAAUCAGACCGACAGAAAGGUUUAGUAAAGCAUUGGCUACUUAUUUUAAGCAUACAAACAUUACUAGUUUUGUUAGACAAUUGAAUAUUUAUGGCUUCCAUAAAGUUUCCAAUGAUCAUCAAUAUAUUAAUAACAAAACUGAAGAUGAUACAACAACUAACGUGACGAAUCAUGCAAAUACUGAUGUUAAUAAUAAUAUAACUGAUAAUGAACAAGUAAAAAUCUGGGAAUUUAAGCAUAGCGCAGGUAUUUUUAGGAAAGGUGAUGUAGAAAGUUUAAAACUUAUAAAAAGAAGAUCUUCUUCUAGAAAUAUAUCAUCAAUGAAUUCAAGGAAAGCUUCAAAUGCGACGCCUUCUCGUGGUUCAUCCAGUAAUUAUAAUUACAAUAAUAAUACUAAUAUGAACAUUUUGAACAUGCCUAGUAAUCUAAACACCAAUGCCUCUUCAUAUGGACAAGUGUUACAACCUGGUAAUAUAGAAUCGACAGUAACAGAUCAAAACGCCAAAUUCGUGCCCUCGCAGCUAUCUCAAUAUCCAAACAUAGUAGAGGGAAAUAUAAACGUUAAAUCAAAUCCAUCGUUCUAUAAGCUAGGAAUAAAUCAGCAAAAACAACAUCAACUUAUGCAGGCGCAAGAUGUUCCUUUCACUCCAUACCCUUCUACAGAAUCCAUACCAAUGAUACAGCAGUAUAGACAAGUGCAACCCCAGCAAUAUACUAAUACAGAUCAAGGAUAUGAACAACCCGACCCCCAAUACACUCACGAAUCUGUAGAACAAACCAUGAAAGCUGCAAAUAUGGACAUGAUUAAACUAAUCGACUAUAUGCAGAAAUUUGUUUCAUUGCUGAAUAAAAAUACAAACGGGAUAAUAUCAGAACCGAGUAUUGGUACAAGUCUAAAAGAUAAUGAAAUGAAACAGCAAUGGGAUGAAUUUCAAAGUGAGAUCACAAAUUUUAAACGGUCUAUAUUGUCUCGUCUUCAAAUUAACGCGAUGUAUGAACAAUCAUCCCAAAAUAAGACUCAACAGUUACAACAGCAAACUCACCAAGGCCAACAACAUUUGACUCCAAAUGACACUAAUUCAAUGAACAGACACUCAUAUCCAAUUAUUAUGAAACCCCAAUCUAUCUAUAGUCAACAAACUGCCACUGAGCACGUCAACACUAGUAACAAUAAUCAAACACCAGGUAACAUCAAUAUGAUCCAACAAGCCAUCCCAUUAAGGCCACACACUGCACCGCUUUCUGUCAUUCAAUCUGUUCCUCAAUCUAGUGAUUCGAAUGGAAAUAAUCAAAUACCUAUAGAUACGUAUAAUUCCGCCAUAAGCUCAAAUGGUAGUACUGGGAAAUAUCAAAUGAUGCAAAAUCCAUUUAAUUCCAACGCAAGUUCUAGAUACUCUAGUAAAAGACAUAGAAGUGUAUUAUUAGACCCCUUGACCCCGGUUUCGAGCUUAAACAGCUCCUCCCGCCCAUCAUUAUCGGGCCAAAAUAAUAGAAAACCAAGUUCUACAGCUAUUCCAAUUCAUUCAGUUUUAGAUCAAAAUAGUUCUACGAUCUUUUCUCCAAGAGCUUCGAUUUCAACAAGGCAGUCUUUAACUGAUGAUCAAACUAUAGUUAAAAGAAAUAGCCAGUCGUCAUUACCGACGUCAAUAAUGGCACCACCACGUCCUACGUCAAGAUCACCUAUUAACAAAGAUGCACUACGAUUUUCGAGGUCAGCAAAUAGCUUACCUAACAUCAUUGCUCCAACAAUUUUGAAUAAGACUGUCUCUACAACAAAUAGUAGUCCCGUAUAUUCAUUAUUAAAUAAUGCGAAUGUCAAUGCGAAUAGUACUAAAGAUAUUCACAACAUCAGUAAGGAAGUCCCAAUGGGAAGCGAUACAACUAAUAUGAACAUAAACGGAAAUAGAGAAUCGAUUUCUAGUAAUAAUGAAAUGGAUAUCAUUGAAGAAGAGGAACAUAGUUGUAAAAAAGUUAAAUAUACUUAA